Messenger RNA from Orycteropus afer afer, 3323 nucleotides. RefSeq names its product calnexin (gene CANX). Gene Ontology annotation, biological process: protein folding. The record is from RefSeq and is a predicted model, not a curated record. Gene Ontology annotation, molecular function: calcium ion binding. Gene Ontology annotation, cellular component: endoplasmic reticulum membrane; endoplasmic reticulum. Lineage: Eukaryota; Metazoa; Chordata; Mammalia; Tubulidentata; Orycteropodidae.
AGGGCCGGGCUUCGCGCAGUGGGGCUUGGUCGCGCGGCGGCAGCAGCAGUGGCCGAGGCUUCUUGGUUCUGCGACACGUGACGGUCGGGCCGCCUCUGUCGCUGUCUCCACUGCAGCGCGGGGCCGAGUGUGCGGGAGGUAGGAAGUGUGGGCGCCGCCGGCGGUCCCCAGGAGGGUCGAGACCAUGGAAGGGAAGUGGUUGCUGUGUUUGUUACUGGUACUUGGAACUGCUGCCAUACAAGCUCAUGAUGGACAUGAUGAUGAUGAUGUAAUUGAUAUUGAGGAUGACCUCGAUGAUGUUAUUGAAGAAGUAGAAGACUCAAAAUCUAAACCAGAUACCAUUACUCCUCCAUCUCCAAAGGUUACCUACAAAGCUCCAGUUCCAACAGGGGAAGUAUAUUUUGCUGAUUCCUUUGACAGAGGAACUCUGUCAGGGUGGAUUUUAUCCAAAGCCAAGAAAGAUGACACUGAUGAUGAAAUUGCCAAAUAUGAUGGAAAGUGGGAGGUAGAUGAGAUGAAGGAGACAAAACUUCCAGGCGAUAAAGGACUUGUACUGAUGUCUCGGGCCAAGCAUCACGCCAUCUCUGCUAAACUGAACAAGCCCUUCCUGUUUGAUACCAAGCCUCUCCUUGUCCAGUAUGAGGUUAAUUUUCAAAAUGGAAUAGAAUGUGGUGGUGCCUAUGUGAAACUGCUUUCUAAAACUCCAGAACUCAACCUGGAUCAAUUCCACGACAAGACCCCUUACACAAUUAUGUUUGGUCCAGAUAAAUGUGGAGAGGACUAUAAAUUGCACUUCAUCUUCCGACACAAAAACCCAAAGACGGGUGUAUAUGAAGAAAAACACGCUAAGAGGCCAGAUGCAGAUCUGAAGACCUAUUUUACUGAUAAGAAAACGCAUCUUUAUACGUUAAUCUUGAAUCCAGAUAAUAGUUUUGAGAUAUUAGUUGACCAGUCUGUUGUGAACAGUGGAAAUCUGCUGAGUGACAUGACUCCUCCUGUAAAUCCUUCACGUGAAAUUGAGGACCCAGAAGACCAGAAGCCUGAGGACUGGGAUGAAAGACCAAAAAUACCAGAUCCAGAUGCUGUCAAGCCAGAUGACUGGGAUGAAGAUGCCCCUGCUAAGAUUCCAGAUGAAGAGGCCACAAAACCAGAAGGCUGGUUAGAUAAUGAGCCAGAAUAUGUACCUGACCCAGAUGCAGAGAAGCCAGAGGAUUGGGAUGAAGACAUGGAUGGAGAAUGGGAGGCUCCUCAGAUUGCCAACCCUAAAUGUGAGUCGGCCCCUGGGUGUGGUGUCUGGCAGAGACCUAUGAUCGACAACCCCAAUUAUAAGGGUAAAUGGAAGCCUCCCAUGAUUGACAAUCCUAACUACCAGGGAAUCUGGAAACCCAGGAAAAUACCAAAUCCUGAUUUCUUUGAAGAUCUAGAACCUUUCAAAAUGACUCCUUUUAGUGCUAUUGGUUUGGAGCUGUGGUCCAUGACCUCUGACAUUUUUUUUGACAACUUUAUCAUUUGUGGUGAUAGAAAAGUAGUUGAUGAUUGGGCCAAUGAUGGAUGGGGUCUGAAGAAAGCUGCUGAUGGGGCUGCUGAGCCGGGAGUCAUGGGGCAGAUGAUUGAGGCAGCUGAGGAACGCCCGUGGCUUUGGGUGGUCUACAUUCUGACCGUAGCUCUACCCGUGUUUCUUGUUAUCCUCUUCUGCUGCUCUGGAAAGAAACAGUCCAGUGCUGUGGAGUACAAGAAGACUGAUGCUCCUCAACCAGAUGUGAAGGAGGAGGAAGAAGAGAAGGAAGAAGAAAAGGACAAGGAAGACGAGGAGGAAGAAGCUGAAGAAAAACUUGAAGAGAAACAAAAAAGUGAUGCUGAAGAUGAUGGUGGGACUGCCAGUCAAGAGGAAGAAGAUAGAAAACCUAAAGCAGAGGAGGAUGAAAUUUUGAACAGAUCACCAAGAAACAGAAAGCCUCGAAGAGAGUGAAAUAAUCUUAAGAACUUGAUUUGUGAUUUCCUCUCCCUCCCCUUCCCCUGCAAGUGUGGUCCUUGGAGAGGACCUGGCACAUCUUAGGUUGAAACUCAGAAAACCUCAAGACGUCACCAUCAACAGGUUCCAGCUGAACACUAGCCCAUGUAAUUUUGAACAUCUAGCAGUAAAUAAUUGCAGUUGUGACAUAAGGGAUCCUGUUUCUGUAGAAAGCAAGCAUUUAACAUAAUGGUUGUGAAGUAUAAUAUGAAGCAACUAACUUGUGUUUUUUUGUUUUAAACAUCUUUGUUUUCUAAAAUAGAGUGAUAGACCUUUGCCAUUCUUUAAAAUCUUGGCUUAAUUUAACACAUUAAUCUGUCCAUGCAGGUAUAACAUCAACAUUUAGAAAUGCUAGGGGGAUGAAUUGCAGUUUUUAUAACAGAUUUUUUUUUUUAAGUUUGGUAUUAUAAAACAGUUAAGUGUUUCUGUCCCUUAAAAUUGAGAAUCAUGUUUGAAAUGCAGUCCUUUGUGGUUAUAAUCUUGUAUUGCUUGCUUCCGUUACUCAAUUCCUCCUAAGGAAAUCAAGAGGGAUUGGAUGGAAGCCCAAAUUUCUAUAAAGGUUCUGUUUUAAGUUACUUAAAAAGAUACAUACAAAAAGAAAAACCUUUCACUUGAUGUUGGUUAACCAUAAAGUACUGUGUGUUCUGUUGCCCUUGGAACUGCUCAUUUUCCAGAUAACUUGUAGUGGAGGAGGUAGCUUAAUGUGGUACUGGGGCAUUCAUACUUCACACACAGGUGGUGUCUGGUCUCUGGCCUUCUACAACAGGUGGCUUUUUAAGGAACGCUAGCAGGGCAUGUGAGCGCUGGAGUAGAUCCAGAUAUGCUUUAAUCACUUAUUCCACUGUGUUGACACUGUUUUCCUCACCUAUUCCCCCAAAUUCCCAGCUUUCUCCUCUGCUAUGCAUUUCCUUCACAGCACAGCUUGUCGUACGUUGCUGAAAAUGAUUAUAAGCUCUGCAUAGUGUUAAGCUUUAUUGUGAUUAUGUGUAUGUUUCUUUUCCCUUUUUAAGCAGACCCAUACUUUUCCAGGGUCAAAAUACAGGAUGGAAUACAAUCUUAAAUUUUUAUCCCUUUCUUUUAUUCUUUGUAAGGAGUUUAGAAGUCUAAUCCCAAGGCAAGCCAAUUCAGAAUUGACUGUAAUUGAACACAGGCUAAAAGUAUUCAUGGGAGGAGUGACAUAUAGCAUGAGUUACCAGAUUUUUGUAGCUGCUAAAAUCUUUCACAUCUUUGGUUGCAGUUAUGUAACAGCUGUGUCUUAAAUUACACAAUAAAGCAAUCCUGUUCAGCUUUUUUUUAGUAUGUGGCUUGUAGA